CUGCUUUCCAACUCCACCCAAUGCAUUCCUUCUCCUCCUCCUCCUCCUCCUCCUCCUCCUCCCAUGACAAAAGCAGAAGGGCUUUCGUAUAUUAUAUAAAAGUGAGUAUGGUCUCCUCCUGCGGAUCAUACUAGGAAGUGGUGCAGUUUUGAACACAAUGUGCAGAGUAUCGGUCGCCUUUGUGAUGGUGUUCGCGUGGGCAGUGGUUGCGGCGGAUCACACCCCAGCAGUCGCAGAAUCUACUGCUGGGAACGGAACAGAGUCGCGUGCAGCCUUGGAGAAUACUGAAACCGGAACUACAAUGGUAGAAGACACGAAUCAUGAAGAGGAAGAGAAAAGGAAGAUUAGAUCGAAAGAAGGAGAGGAGCAGAAAAGCGACCUGGCAGAGAUGGACAGAAAUCGUUUCUUCGGGAGGUUCACGACCACCACUGAAAUCGCUGUAGUCAUGGUUACCUCCACUGUGUUCUUCUCCUGUCUGUCAGGCACGAGUGCUGCGUUGUGCACGGGACGCCGCAGGAAGAAGGACCUGAUGCCCCUGACUGAGCUACACUUUGAUCUUGAUGAAAGAUACCACUUGGACAGCAGUCAGAACACGGACACGGAGGGCAUGGCGCGCUCCAUGGACAAGGCCCUUGAGGCACAGCCCGAAGAGAAGGACGGGAAGGGCAACAACACCAAGCUACUCUUGGGUUUCACUAUGUGGACGCGCGUCCGCUCCACCUCCACGGUCACAAUGCUUUACACGGACACCAACACCACCAUCAGGCUGUCCUAUUACUGCCAGGCGGGCAAUCUGCAGCUGCCGGCUAACAACUGCGGCUAAGGCUAUAGUGUCUGUUCAUCGGUCCCUGCAGUUAUAUCAGUCUCUCUUAUCUUAAGAAUUACUGCUGCUACUACUACUACUACUACUACUACUACUACUACUACUACUACUACUACUAUUACUACACCCAUUCAACACGCUGUUCUACUUCUAGCCAUAAAACAACUGCAAGGCUACCGUUCCUUCAGGUGCUUGUGCUGCAUGUGACGAACACCCCUGCACACCACCCUUAUAAUGCCCCGUCUGCUAUCUGUAUGUAUAUAAUGUGUACAUGAGGAAGAGAGUCCACAUAAACUAUAUACACGAGCUUU
Molecule: messenger RNA, 1134 nt
Organism: Portunus trituberculatus (swimming crab)
Lineage: Eukaryota; Metazoa; Arthropoda; Malacostraca; Decapoda; Portunidae
Exons: 3
Coding region: 158-823 (221 amino acids)
Source: RefSeq, a predicted model, not a curated record